This is a messenger RNA of Ctenocephalides felis (cat flea), 975 nucleotides long. RefSeq names its product zinc finger protein 525-like. The coding region runs from base 125 to 949 and encodes 274 amino acids. Gene Ontology annotation, cellular component: transcription regulator complex; PcG protein complex. NCBI's taxonomy places the organism in Eukaryota, Metazoa, Arthropoda, Insecta, Siphonaptera, Pulicidae. The transcript has a single exon. Gene Ontology annotation, biological process: regulation of transcription by RNA polymerase II. Gene Ontology annotation, molecular function: RNA polymerase II cis-regulatory region sequence-specific DNA binding; DNA-binding transcription factor activity, RNA polymerase II-specific. The record is from RefSeq and is a predicted model, not a curated record.
UAAAAUAAUAGUAAGAAGGUCAGUGCUAGUAUUAUAUUAUAUUAAAUAAUAAACGAAUUAGUAAAUUUCGAAACAUAUUAAUAUACACUUAGACUUCUCUACUGUAACCAAACUAGCCUCAAAAAUGUCUGAAGAAACAGAUUCUAACAAAACAAUUAAAACCGAAACGUUCGAUGAUUAUCCUCAAGUGAAACAGGAACUUGAUGAUUAUGAUGCGUCAGAUUUGACUAUGGAUGAUGAUAUAUGUCUGCAGCAAUUUCUAAAAUCUGAGGUUACAAUUGACGAGAAAAUAAAACAAGAGACGAUUGAUGACCAAGAUGACGUGGCUAGUACAAACAAAACAAAAUUGUUUUUAGAUGAAAAUUCUUACAUAUGUGGUGAAGAGAUCAGUGAAUCAAGUAAUUUAGUGGAUAGUACGAACAAAUCAUUUGAAAAAGUUUCAGGCAAAAGGGAAACAACUAAAAACUUGAAAUCAUAUAAAUGUAAAUCAUGCAGUAAAAUAUUCACAAUGAAAAAUAGCUUGAAGAGACAUGAAGCGAUUCACUCUGGGGAACGGCCUCAUGAGUGCAAAAUAUGCAAAAAAAGAUUUUUACAGUCAUAUAGAUUAAGAGAGCAUUUAUCAGUGCAUACUGAAGAAUGCCCGUAUAUCUGUGAAAUAUGCUAUAAAAAAUUCAAAACAAAGAGAAACUUAAAUAAGCAUAAAGUGGUCCAUACUGGAAAACGGCCUCAUGAGUGCAAAAUAUGCAAUAAAAGAUUUACACAGUCUGGUAAUUUAAGAAAGCAUUUAUCAGUGCAUACCGGAGAACGUCCUUAUAUUUGUGAAAUAUGUAAUGAAAAAUUCAGAUUAAAAGAAUACUUAAAUCAACAUAAACUGGUUCAUACUGAAGAACGCCAGUAUGGACAUGAGUGCGUAAUAUGCAAUAAAAAAUUCAAACAAAACAAGUAUUAAAUCAACAUAAAAUAGUACAUACUGGA